CGCACCGUUUCUACCGCCCCACCACUUUCCUUCCUUCUUUCCUUCUUUCCUCUUCAUUCCCUCACACAAACUUCACACACUUUUCAUCCCUCGACACAGACAAGACACCCCCUCCCCACAGCGCCAGGCAACAUAGCACAACACAAGAAAAUGGCCUCAAUAAUGCCCUUCCCGAACGUGGCAGCCCACCGCAGAAUGCCACACCUGCCAAAUCCUCCCAAGCCUUCUCAGGAACACCUUCACCCGGAACAGCAGCAACAGCAGCAGGCCGAUCAUACAUCGUAUAACCAGGGACAGGACAAUGCCUCGUCGCAUCCCAGACUGAUGCCAGGGCCAUCUGCCCCCCAGCAGCUCCUCGAGGACGGCAUCGCCCUGGACUUUCAACAGCAGCAACUGCUGAACGCCAGACCAGCCUCACCCCUCGGUCUGAUGUCGCCCUCUGCCUCUACCUCGCCUGCCAUGAACUCUCACGACUCCAAGCUGAUAAGGUCGGCCCUCUACGAUGCCUUUGGCUGUCUCUACCAUCCCACGGCCCACACCAAACACUCCAUGUCCACUGCUGCCGCGGCUAUUCGAUCUGGCGAUGUCACCCCACUCAUGGGCUUAUCUCCAAAAGCCUCUCCGCUCCUGCGACCCAACCUAGGACCCUCCGCGCCAAUCACGCCAUUAGAACUGUCGGACGAGGGAUCGGCUGCUGGAUAUUUUGCUCUGCAUGUGCCCUCAUCACCGUCUUCACCAGCAUUGAAUGGCUCCGCUUCAACAGGAUCAGGAUCAACAAGGCACCAUGGUCACCAUUACCACCACCAUCACCAUCACCCUCAUCAUCACCAUCGACAGCCUCAUACUUCUAGCCAGUUAAGCUCGACAUUUACGUCUGAAGACCACGAUGAAAUGGACCUGGGAAACCGCUCCGCAACGUUUCUUUCUCAACAGUCGUCCAUGGAUAUGACAUUCAACCCUGUGGAGCAUCCUGUUUUGAGCUCCCUGCAGACCCUCAGUAUCACACACCCGCGUCCUCCAGAGCAUUACCACCCUCAUCUAGGACAUGAGCUCGGCCAUGAUAUCGUUCCGAUCGAUGAAUCGUCAGUAACGGCUUCAAACUCGUUAGAUAUCCCACCACAAUCAUCGCAACAGCCAUUACCACCAUUGAACACCGCUUUGCCGCAAUCAUUACAGAAACCUAUGGGCCAUAACCCCUCAAGCCCGUUCCCAAUGGACCACAGCGAACACGACUCAAUAUCAGGAUUCGGGCAGCAGGGUCUGGUCUGACAGUCUUUAUAUAGCCUCAUGGCAGCAAGCAACCAUUGAUAACUGGCUGUCAAUUGGAAAUAAAAGUCGAGGGACUUGUGAAUGC
This is a messenger RNA of Gamsiella multidivaricata, 1354 nucleotides long. RefSeq lists its product as uncharacterized. Lineage: Eukaryota; Fungi; Mortierellomycota; Mortierellomycetes; Mortierellales; Mortierellaceae. The transcript has a single exon. The record is from RefSeq and is a predicted model, not a curated record. Bases 151 to 1269 code for a protein of 372 amino acids.